CACAAUCCCAAUUACAUAUUAUAAACCUCACAAUCUUCAGCAAGCACCAUGGCCAAAGUGCGCCCACCUCACACCAACCGCUUAAGAAUGAUGCUUCGCAAUAUGCCUAGAAAGGAAAUGUCGGCUGCUUUCAUUGCCUCUACUCUUUUGCUUCUCAUUUUCAUGAUGAGCUCCGGUACAGAGACAGACAUGAGCUUCAAGGAUGCCUCUCUCAGAUCCUUGAAGGCUAUCAGCACUACCACGACCAUUCCCAGCACCUGCAAUGCUGCCUUGAGUUCGGACUUUGCAUCCUCCUCCAUGGUGCCGAAAGUUUCCAAUGACAACGCCAGGAGACUGGCUCAAGGUGGCUACACGCUCAUUGCUCAGGGUUCUGGACCGGUCGAGCUGGUAGGACUCUUCUCUAUGGCCCUAUCCGAGAUUCAGCACUCCAGCAAUAUUUUUGGCUCUGUUGGAGAACUAGGAGUUCACCAUGGGCGGUUUACCAGUUGUCUCUUUAUUACAGCACGCGAAAAUGAGAAGCUUGUUAUCGCUGACAUUUUUGAACAGCAAAAUAAAAACGAAGAUAAAAGUGGCAACGGAGACAAGGCCAAAUUUAUGGAAGGAUUGGCGGUCUAUGGACUUGAAGAGAAAGAUCUUCACACGGUAUUCACCGGAAGCACCCUCGAGAUCCCCAUGAACUGGUCCCAAAAAAGAAACUUUGAGCCGUUUCGUUUGGUUUCCGUUGACGCAGGCCACACUGAGCUCCUGACGAAAAAUGAUAUUACCAUUGCCUCUUGCAAUCUUUUGAUAGGUGGCAUUAUAGUUCUUGAUGAUGUUCUCCAUCCACAUUGGCUUGGUGUCACCGAAGGAAUCUUCAACUAUUUCCAUGAAAUGAAGGGAAAUAGCCGCCAGCAGCUUUACCCCUUCUUGCUUUGCAAUGGCAAGUUAUUUUUGACCAACGAUCUCGCCAGUCACGGCAAAUAUUACAACUCGCUCAAGAACAACCCAGUCGUCAACAUGUUUCUUGCAACAGAUGCGACAAUGUGGGGGGGAAGUAGUAUGUUUCUCAUGAAUGAAGCGGAAUUUCUAUUCUGUCAUAGCCCCGAGUCUUUCAAUGCUCAUGACGUAUGGGCAAGUCUCGUGUAUUAACACGAGUGGAGCUUUAGUGGGUGCUGUGGCAUUUGUAAUGUAAUGGCGGCUUUUGGCAAUAACCAAUCGUGUAGCACGGAUCCUUUUCUUAUCAAUCUGUAUAAAGUACAGAAUAAUGAUAAGAACAUUAUCCCGGAGGC
This is a messenger RNA of Phaeodactylum tricornutum CCAP 1055/1, 1268 nucleotides long. RefSeq lists its product with no specific name. Bases 49 to 1128 code for a protein of 359 amino acids. The record is from RefSeq and is a predicted model, not a curated record. The transcript has a single exon. Lineage: Eukaryota; Bacillariophyta; Bacillariophyceae; Surirellales; Neidiaceae.